AAGGGCGUGGCCAAACAGCUUUCAGCUGAUUAAUAACAGAAGGUCAGACAUGAGUGAAGAAUACUUGCAUUAUUUUAGGAUGGUAACGAUAUGGAAAACAGAUUUACAAAAAAUUAUAAAAGUGUGUCCUAGAAGGACACUGUAGAAGGAAAUUGAACACCAGAGAGAGAGAGAGAAAAGGUGAGGGAUUGAGAGAGGGAGGAAUUAUAUAAAAAAGAAGAAAGGAAAAAGAUUAUGGAAUAAGAAAAGAUAUCGAGUAUAACGUAAGUAAUAUGUCAUAAGGGAUAUGUAAUUUGAAAAUAAGAAAGUAGAGAACAGCUUCAUUAUUCAUGUAGGCUACCACUCACAUUCCAGCUCAGUAGGUGGCAGCACUGCUACAAUGCUGGCUGCCAGCCGCCAUAAUAACAAAAGAAGAAGAAGAAGCAAACGAGAAACUUAAACAAGAAACAGAGGAAGACAUGCCACAUUCUACAAAGAAGGUUCGCCGGUCUGAAGCUAUUAUGAAGUCAGAUUACUACCAAAGACUGAACAGUGUUGCCAGGCGACGCUAUGAUGAUAAAAUCUCUGCUGUGGGUGAAGAUCCGUAUCUAAUCCCCCCAACACAGCAAAAACCCGUCAGAGAGUGUCGCAUCGAGGAGUUGCCAGGCCUGUGUUACCCUGAUAUAUUCAUGUUUCUCAUCGAAGUACCAGGGUACAGCGCAGGCGCACUGAAGGCAUACAAGAGCCUGGACGCUUACCGGUUCUUCCUCCGUGGCUGGGUCAGAUCUCUGAUGCUGUGCACCAGGAAAGACAAGUUCAUCAUAACCAGCAAGGUGAUCCAGUUUGAAGGCCUCACUGAGAAUCCUCACCCUGUGUGGACCAUUAUCGAGCCCAGUGGCCUCGUCGUUUCUGGUCAUUGCACAUGUAUGGCGAGUUCAGAUGUGGUCUGUUCACAUGUUGCCGCCACGCUGUUUGCACUUGAUGCAUGUGUGCGUAUACAGCAGGAGAAGUCAUCCCCUGCCCUCCCAAAUUCUCUGCGUAGCCGGCGGAGUGUUGAACCUGUGCGUGACGUCAACUUUUCAUACCCAAAUAAGAGGAGAAAGACCAUCGAUGAAAAUUCAAGACAGUCUACACCUGCAUUUCCACCUGCCACAGCGGAGGAAAUAAAGCAGUUUUAUGACAGCCUCGCCAGUUCAGGUGCUAAGAGUGUAGUUCUGUCUGUGCUGCCAGGCUACAGCGAGGAGUUCAACAGUUCCACCUGACCUGACUUUUUAUUAUUUUUUAUAUGGCUGUAUAAAUGUACAUAAGAAAACCAAACCACAAUAAAUGUAGAAAAUGGAA
Messenger RNA from Gambusia affinis (western mosquitofish), 1320 nucleotides. RefSeq lists its product as uncharacterized. Bases 459 to 1241 code for a protein of 260 amino acids. Gene Ontology annotation, molecular function: zinc ion binding. The record is from RefSeq and is a predicted model, not a curated record. NCBI's taxonomy places the organism in Eukaryota, Metazoa, Chordata, Actinopteri, Cyprinodontiformes, Poeciliidae. The transcript has 6 exons.